CGACGCAACUAUUCUUCUCCUUGACUCCAAACAGCGGAGCAGGUUUUCUACGACAGACGUUCUUCUUGGUGGGUCGUUCACCCGUCCGAGACGCCAACACCGGCCCUCCGCGAACCUCCUGUCUCCCUUCAGGGACACGGCGAUCCAUUUCGCUCCGAACCCCCGGUCAACCCCCGGUCAACGAUGCGAUGAGGAGUCUUCCAGACCAUGGAUGACGCGACCUGUUAAGAUCUUUUGAAGUAUUGGUUUGAGCAACUGGGACGGAGAAGGGCAUUUGCAGCCGUCCGCUUCCACGGCUUCGACCACCCGACGCUCCGUCGUCUCGCACAUACAAAGCUUCCCUCGGGGGUGGAUCACGGUCGGAGACCUUAAACCGACCUUGGUAUCUGACAGGGAUUUGAUCGUACCACGCCUCCUACCUCCUCCAUGGCGUCCUCCACGUCUCAUCCUCUGGAACAGCGACCCGUCCCCGCGCCGUCGAAUUUUGUCCUCCUGUCGAGACAGGCCCAAUGGCUCUUCACAGAUGAGGAGCUCACGCGAUCGCCGUCCGUGCUGGACGGGAUGAAGCUGGACGCAGAACACAUGAGCCGCAGCAAGGGUGUCAAUUUCAUCAUGCAGGUAGGCAUCAUGCUGAAGCUACCGCAGCUCACCCUUGCCACCGCCGCCGUGUACCUGCACCGGUUCUUCAUGCGCUUCAGCAUGGUCGAUCUGCCCCAGCGACCAGGCAUGCACCCCUACCCCAUCGCAGCCACGGCCCUGUUCCUAGCCACCAAGGUCGAAGAGAACGUCCGGCGCAUGCGCGAGCUGGUCAUGUCGUGCUGCCGGGUCGCCCAGAAGCAGCCCAACCUGCAGGUGGACGAGCAGUCCAAGGAGUUCUGGAAAUGGCGCGACACCAUCCUCCACCACGAGGAUCUGCUGCUGGAGGCGCUCUGCUUCGACCUGCAGCUCGAACAGCCCUACCGCAUCCUCUACGACCUCAUCUGUUUCUUCAACGUCAGCGAGCACAAGCCGCUGCGCAACGCGUCCUGGGCCUUCGUCAACGACUCCAUGUUCACCCCCCUCUGCCUCCAGUUCACGGCCCGCACCAUCGCCGCCGCCGCGCUGUACGCCGCCGCACGGCACUGCGGCUUGGCCUUCGAGGACGACGCCCUCGGCCGGCCGUGGUGGGAGCAGGUGGACGUCGACCUGGCGCAGGUGCGUCGCGCGUGUACGAGAAUGGCGCAGCUCUACGAGAGCAAUGCCUCGCAAAGACAUAGCCAGUACUACCCGACCACCCCUAUCAUCUCGGACGAGGGCGCUGAGAAGACCAGGAUCCCGCACACGGGCAGCCCCUCCGCUUCUUCUCUUGGUGCGCCGACAGCGACGGCGGACAGCGCCGUCAAUGGACGAAAACGGUCCAGGGAUCCGGAAGAUAGGAGUGCCAGAGAUGCUCCCUCGGAUCAUGCCCCGGGUUCUUUGAACGGGGACCGCUCUCCAAAACGACAGCGGAUGGGCUCGUCUUCCGAGGGCCAUCCUCCUCCUCAUUCCUCUUCUUCUUCCUUCUCCCAUGAUCGACACCCGUCCAUCAACGGCCAUCCUCCUGCUUCCUCUUCUUCCUCACGCCGCAUUCCCCACUCCCACCCCCACCACGAGAGUGACUCCCACCCCACAACAUCCCAAGGCGCAAGACGCCCCUUCGACCCAAUUCAGCGCCAAAUCGACGAGAUCGUCCAACGAAACCUCUCUCACGGGGGUAACCCAGCAUCACCAUCAUCUCGAGACCGAGACCGCGACCGAGACCGAGAUCGAGAUCGGGAUCGAGACAGGGACUACGACCGAGACUCCUCUAGACGCGUCCCAGACCGAUAUCGCGGAAGCGGAAGCGGAAGCGGCCCAGACUGGGACUACGACGACCGAAGCCGCCGACGCCGGUCCUCAACUGGCGGACGAAGAGGGUCGUCUUCAUUCGAUGACCGUGUCUCUGCUACAUCCGGUGGACAUCAUCCACCUCCUCCUCCUCCUCCUCCUCCUCCUCCUCCCCCAUCCGGCCCGCCAACGGAUACCCCUCCUCCGCCGCCGCCACCACCACAUCCACCACAGGAGCCACCUCCGGCACCACCGGAGGGAAACGCAGAUGCAGAUGAAGAAGGUGGGGGAAGUGAGGAGGGGGAGCUCUGAUCGGUUUACACCUUGCAGACAGAUCGACCCAGUCGAUCUUCUUUCCUUUUUGCAGCGGGAUUGAUCGAAAUAGAGCUGUACUGGCGGGAGGAGUAAGAGGAGGAAAGAGGAUGUCGUGGUUGUUUCCUACCUACCUACCUAGUCUUUGCUUUUCUAUACCACGUUUGUGUCGGUUUUAUAGCCUUCUGUAUCUAGAUUAUAUUUAACUUUGAAUCUAAAAUGAG
Messenger RNA from Aspergillus campestris IBT 28561, 2381 nucleotides. Its product is annotated as putative cyclin. Gene Ontology annotation, biological process: positive regulation of DNA-templated transcription, elongation; regulation of transcription by RNA polymerase II. Bases 427 to 2157 code for a protein of 576 amino acids. The transcript has a single exon. Gene Ontology annotation, cellular component: nucleus; cyclin/CDK positive transcription elongation factor complex. The record is from RefSeq and is a predicted model, not a curated record. Lineage: Eukaryota; Fungi; Ascomycota; Eurotiomycetes; Eurotiales; Aspergillaceae. Gene Ontology annotation, molecular function: cyclin-dependent protein serine/threonine kinase activator activity.